This is a messenger RNA of Cuculus canorus (common cuckoo), 984 nucleotides long. RefSeq names its product creatine kinase S-type, mitochondrial-like. Gene Ontology annotation, biological process: phosphocreatine biosynthetic process. The coding region runs from base 1 to 984 and encodes 327 amino acids. The record is from RefSeq and is a predicted model, not a curated record. The transcript is spliced from 8 exons. Lineage: Eukaryota; Metazoa; Chordata; Aves; Cuculiformes; Cuculidae. Gene Ontology annotation, cellular component: mitochondrion. Gene Ontology annotation, molecular function: creatine kinase activity.
AUGCUACAGCUGCGGAGGCAUGGAUCACAUGCGCCGAGAAUGCCAGGCUACAAGGAUAUGGUGCCAAAAGUGCCGUUCGGAUACUCACAAUACUGGCGCUUGUCGGCGGAGAUCACUCACAGUCAAUUUGAUGAGCGCUAUGUCCUCUCAUCACGUGUACAUACUGGGCGUAGCAUCCGGGGCCUCAGCCUUCCUCCAGCUUGUACCAGAGCAGAGAGAAGAGAAGUGGAAAAUGUUGUGGUCACUGCUCUAGCUGGGCUGAAAGGAGACCUUUCUGGAAAGUACUAUAGUUUGACCAAUAUGUCUGAGAAGGAUCAGCAGCAGCUUAUUGAUGAUCCUGAACUACACCAUCUCAUGGUCACUGCAGCCAAGGCUACCUUCUUUGACCUUCUCAUCCUCUCCUUGUUGCAGUUGUACCUCCUAACUGUGUUCAUGUUUGAUGAUAUGUUCUUCAUAGCUCAGCGUCAGGGCAGCAUGAUGCAUAACAAUGACAAGACGUUUCUUAUCUGGAUUAAUGAAGAGGACCACACCAGGGUGAUCUCCAUGGAAAAGGGUGGCAACAUGAAACGGGUGUUUGAAAGAUUUUGCCGAGGUCUGAAAGAGGUUGAAAGAUUAAUUAAAGAACGAGGCUGGGAGUUCAUGUGGAAUGAACAUCUUGGAUAUGUCCUGACUUGUCCUUCCAACCUGGGAACUGGUUUACGUGCUGGAGUCCAUGUUAGGCUGCCAAAGCUUAGCAAGGAUCCUAGGUUUUCAAAAAUCCUGGAGAACCUGAGGUUGCAGAAGCGCGGCACUGGUGGAGUGGACACAGCAGCUGUAGCAGAUGUGUAUGAUAUCUCCAACCUGGACCGCAUGGGUCGAUCAGAGGUAGAAAUAGUCCAGAUUGUCAUUGAUGGGGUCAACUAUCUAAUUGACUGUGAGAAGAAACUGGAAAGAGGUCAAGACAUUAAAGUACCACCACCAUUACCUCAGUUUGGCAGAAAGUGA